Molecule: messenger RNA, 1002 nt
Organism: Akanthomyces muscarius
Lineage: Eukaryota; Fungi; Ascomycota; Sordariomycetes; Hypocreales; Cordycipitaceae
Exons: 3
Coding region: 1-1002 (333 amino acids)
Source: RefSeq, a predicted model, not a curated record
AUGUACUUCUCUCUACCCAAACACAGUGUAAAUCAAAACAUCAAUUUAGUAUUCCCUUCAGUCACGAAGGAAAAAGUCGUCGACAUGUCUCAGCCCGGCCCCGAAGCAACCGCCGGAGAGCGCCGACAGGCCCGGAAGCCCAUCCCCAAGCCCGUCCCGGCCUACCUGCCCACGGCCGGGUCGCCGCUGAAGGUCGACAAGACGGCCUACGAAUCCAUUCAAAGCGCGGACCGUGAGCUCAUUGAAGAGUUUACCAUUCCCAUCCGCUCCGGCAAAGCAUGGGAGGUGCCCGCAGGAUGCGUCGUGCGCAUCACUACGCCAGAAGGUCCGCAAGUUGGCGACCUCAAUAUCUGGAACCGGCACAACCCGCGCGAGCGCUUCUGGGCCUCGCGCACGCGACAGCUUCACGCCACGCACGUCUCGACGCACGACCGUCUGUGGUCGUGCCUGCCGUACAUGCGACCCCUAGCCACCAUCAUCCACGACAGCCUGGCGUGGUACGGCGAGGACGAGCACGGCGCGCGGGUGCACGACCUGCUGGGCACGCGCUGCGACCCGUACAUCAACACGGUGCUGGCCGGCGCGCAGUACGACUUCCACUGCCACUCCAACCUCGUGCGCGCCGUUGCGCCGUUUGGCCUCGCCGAGGCGGACGUGCACGACGUGAUUAACAUUUUUCAGGUCACGGGGCUGGAUGCUCAGGGAAGGUACUUUAUGAAUCCGUCGCCGGCGCAAAAGGGCGAUGCGCUCGAGUUUUUGGCCGAGCAGGAUCUCCUCAUGGCAUUGAGUACCUGCCCUGGUGGUGAUUUGUCGGCUUGGGGGUUCGGCAGCGAUAGUGAACAGGAAAUGAUCAAAUGCUGUCGUCCGCUUCAUGUACAGGUCUACAGACUCAAGGAUGAAGGGGUUCUUCGCAGAGUCGGCUGGAAACCAUCCAUCGUCUCAGCAUACAAGGGCAUGCACGGCGUCUUUUCGCCCACGGGGGAGCCCGGGCAACGCGGAUAA